CAUGAGCUAGCGCGCCCACUCUUUUCAUAUAUUUUGAUUUUCGAUGUAAGGAGCACUCGCUACCUACUAUGAUCCAUACGCAUAUCGUACCCGAGUUUGUGGUCUGACAUUGUUUUGCACAGCCAUUUCUCGGUCCUCCAUUUCUUGAUCCUUGUAUGAUGAUUCUGAAUAAGAAUUGCGUUCGAUUGGUGCUCCGUCCUGGUGGCAUUCGCGUUUUUCGAUCCCUUCCUCUUGGACGGCUUCAGCAGGAGCAUUCGGGCGUAGAAUGUUCCGUAUCGUCGUCCACAACUUCCGGACGAGGAUCAAGAUUAUUCUCUACCGCAACACAGGAUGCAGGAGCGCCGUCCAAGACUUUAUUGGCAAGCUGGGAGACAACACUGACACCCGCUUCUUCCUCUUCGUCCUCCCCUCCAAGAACCGGGACCAAUGGAAGAGAUUCUGGAAAAUUUAGCGUUGAAAUCCACGCGGCGCCGUGUAUGUUCGACCACACAUUUCUUACUUCCGUCAUAGCAAGGGGCACAACAUCUUCAAGCCGAUCCGGAUCAUCACGAGAGCCCAGCGACGGUCGAAACGCAAAGCUCUUCCUCCUGAAUCCGGCGAACGAGGGACUUUGUGGCAUUCAGUACCCAACCUUUCCGCGGAACGGGUACGGAAGUCCAGUGCCCUUCCGCAUUCCUGAAAUUAGCUUCAAUUGGUGUCGCGCGGAGGGGCAAAUACAGGAUUAUCAGACACUGGUGGCAACGAUGCACGGAGGAGGUGGUGACCGCGCGAAUGGAAGUGCUGGGGAAGUUUCUGCAAACGCAUCGGAAAGUGGAAAGCGCCAUACCGCGAUGUCGCCACCCGCCACCUACAAGCCUGCUGAGUGCGUGGAUGGGAUGGUACAUCGUUUAUGCGGGCCAGAUCUUUUGACCUACCUGACGACAGAGUAUCAUCGAAGGAAGGACUUCUCAGUUUUGCUGAACACACAACGCGAGCCCACUCCAGCUAUUCGGUGCCCACCUGGCGAAAGCCGGUGGUCUCCGGCCUUCGGGGCAUUAAAGCCGUAUUUUCCAGACGGAAUCCUUCAUGCGGUGUCGCCUUUUCGCAACUUCGAUUACAGUGAGCUUAAUGAAUCGAGCUCAUCUGAAACUGCGCCGCUCACGGCUGCGAAGCUUUUACGCCAAACCUAUCUCGACGCCUUGAGGCAAGCACUUUCACGCGCAAGCGGAAAUGAAAUUUUCGGCCACAAAGUAGCGACCGUAUCACGACCUGCAGGCGAUAGUACGGAGGCAACAAUCGCUUCCCCCCUACUCGGAACCGGUGUACGCGGCUUCGCGAUCGCUGAAGGUGCAAGGAUCGCAGCGCGUGCAUGCGUCGAGUUUUCGAAGGAAAUGACGGACGCGAAAGAUUUUGCCACGACCUCCACUUCAGAAGACAACAACUUUGUCGACCCCCAAACGGACACGAUCAAGAACGCGGACUAUUUGCAGAAGAAAGAUGGAGCGGGCACGUUGGACUACGACAGAGACGACUGGUUUUCGACAACAACGAGGGUGCCAGGAUUUUCCUACUUGUCUUCCAGACACGACGAGCCAGACUUGUACCAAAAAAUUUUAGCAUCGAAGAAGGUGGGGCAGCAACAGGCACCGGGUGCUGGGCGGAAUCAUGAUUCGAGUGGAAGGAAAGCGAAAGGCCAAACGGAUGAGGCAAAGAACGCACCAGGAGGAGUUUCGGAGUUCAAAGUUGUCUUUGUCUUGCAAGAGUCUCUAUCGCCCGCGGAUCAGGCGCACGUCGUAGCCGCGUUCGAAGAAGCUCGACAGAAUGAUGGCGGGACAGACGUCUCAAGGCUGAGAAGAACUUUCUGA
Molecule: messenger RNA, 1844 nt
Organism: Amoebophrya sp. A120
Lineage: Eukaryota; Dinophyceae; Syndiniales; Amoebophryaceae
Source: the annotation of a GenBank genome assembly